AUGAAAAACACAGAAGAGGAACUAGCUAUCAAAAUAGGUGUAAAUGUCGCCAUUUUCCUUCUCAACACUGGUUUGGCCUUUAAAGCCAUCGAGUUGUGCCAAGAAAGCUUGAUUUUACUAACCAAGAAUGAUUUAUGCGCGGAAACUCCAGUUGCCAAAUCAUUUGACGAACGCAUCCGCACCACACUGAAAAGGGCGUGGCUCACUCUAUGCAAUUCCCCAGGUUUUAAAGAAUACCUCAGGAAACUUUCAUUUCACCCUGAAGAGGGAAAGAAAUUUUACGAAUUAGCAAUAAACGUGACGAAAACGACCGGAAACAGACAAAGAGAAGCAGAGUUUUAUAGCGGACUAGGAGUACUUCUAUGUUCCACAGGAGAAUAUGACAAGGGGAAAGAAUAUUUGGAGAUGGCACUUGCAAUUAACAUAAAAUUUGGUGACAAGAGUUGCAUAGCUGCAAAUUACAUAGACCAAGGAAGAGUGUUAAAAUCGCUUGGAAAAUACAACAGGGCCCGAGAAUACCUGGAGAAAGCUCUCGCUAUCCAAAUAGAAAUUGGCGACAGAGAUGGAGAGGCAGCAAUAUACGUGAGCCUCGGACCACUGUUCAGAUCGCUUGGCAAAUAUGACAAGGCCCGAGAAUACCUGGAGAAAGCUCUCGCUAUCCAAAUAGAAAUUGGCGACAGAGAUGGAGAGGCAGCAAGCUGCGGGAACCUCGGAUGUGUGUUCAUAUCGCUUGGCAAAUACGACAAGGCCCGAGAAUACCUGGAGAAAUCUCUUGCUAUCCAAAUAGAAAUUGGCGACAGAAAAGGAGAGGCAGCAAUCUACGUGAACCUCGGAACACUGUUCAUAUCGCUUGGCAAAUACGACAAGGCCGGAGAAUACCUGGAGAAAGCUCUCGCUAUCAAAAUAGAAAUUGGCGACAGAUAUGGGGAGGCAACAAUCUACGUGAACCUCGGAACACUGUUCAUGUCGCUUGGCAAAUGUGACAAGGCCCGAGAAUACCUGGAGAAAGCUCUCGCUUUCAAUAUAGAAAUUGGCGACAGAGAUAGAGAGGCAACAAUAUACGUGAGCCUCGGAACACUGUUCAGAUCGCUUGGCAAAUAUGACAAGGCCCGAGAAUACCUGGAGAAAGCUCUAGCUAUGAAAACAGAAAUUGGCGACAGACAUGGAGAGGCAGCAAGCUGCGAGAACCUCGGAAGUGUGUUCAUGUCGAUUGGCAAAUACGAAAAGGCCCAAAAAUACCUGGAGAAAGCUCUCGUUAUCCAAAUAGAAAUUGGCGAUCGAGAUGGAGAGGCAACAAGCUACGGGAAACUCGGAGUUUUGUUCCAAUCGCUUGUCAAUUAUGACAAGGCCCGAGAAUACCUGGAGAAAGCUCUCGCUAUCAAAAUAGAAAUUGGUGACAGAGAUGGAGAGGCAGCAAUCUACGUGAACCUCGGAACACUGUUCAUAUCGCUGGGCAAAUACGACAAGGCCCGAGAAUACAUGGAGAAAGCUCUCGCUAUCAAAAUAGAAAUUGGCGAUAGAAAUGGAGAGGCAACAAGCUGCGGGUACCUCGGAACAGUGUUCACAUCGCUUGGAAAUCAUAACAAUGCUCAAGAAUACCUGGAGAAAGCUCUCGCUAUCCAAAUAGAAAUUGGCAAUCGAGAUGGAGAGGCAACAAGCUACGGGAAACUCGGAAUUUUGUACCAAUCGCUUAGCAAUUAUGACAAGGCCCGAGAAUACCUAGAGAAAGCUCUCGCUAUCAAAAUAGAAAUUGGCGACAGAGAAGGAGAGGCAGCAAUCUACGAAAACCUCGGAACAGUGUUCACAUCGCUUGGAAAAAGUGACAAGGGCCAAGAAUACCAGGAGAAAGCUCUCGCUAUCCAAAUAGAAAUUGGCAACAGAAAUGGAGAGGCAACAAGCUACAAGAACCUCGGAAUUUUGUUCCAAUCGCUUAGCAAUUAUGACAAGGCCCGAGAAUACCUAGAGAAAGCUCUCGCUAUCCAAAUAGAAAUUGGCGACAGACAUGGAGAGGCAGCAACCUACGGGAGCCUCGGACCACUGUUCCAAUCGGCUGGCAAUUGUGACAAGGCCCGAGAAUACCUGGAGAAAGCUCUCGCUAUCCAAAUAAAAAUUGGCGAUAGAAAUGGAGAGGCAACAAGCUACAAGAACCUCGGAAGUGUGUUCAGAUCGCUUAGCAAUUAUGACAAAGCCCGAGAAUACCUGGAAAAAGCACUCGCUAUCCAAAUAGAAAUUGGCGACAGACAUGGAGAGGCAGCAACCUACGGGAACCUCGGAACACUGUUCCAAUCGGCUUACAAUUGUGACAAGGCCCGAGAAUACCUGGAGAAAGCUCUCGCUAUCCAAAUAAAAAUUGGCGAUAGAAAUGGAGAGGCAACAAGCUACGGGUACCUCGGAAGUGUGUUCAGAUCACUUAGCAAUUAUGACAAGGCCCGAGAAUACCUGGAAAAAGCUCUCGCUAUCAAAAUAGAAAUUGGUGACAGAAAUGGAGAGGCAACAAGCUACGAAAACCUCGGAACAGAGCUCAUACUGCUUGGCAAAUGUGACAAGGCCCGAGAAAACCUGGAGAAAGCUCUCGCUAUCCAAAAAGAAAUUGGCGAUCGAGAUGAAGAGGGGACAAGCUACUGCAACCUCGGAAUUUUGUUCCGAUCGCUCGGCAAUUAUGACAAGGCCCGAGAAUACCUGGAGAAGGCACUCGCUAUCAAAAUAGAAAUUGGUCACAGAGAAGGAGAGGCAGCAGUCUACGGAAACCUCGGAACAAUGUUCAUACUACUUGGCAAAUGUGACAAGGCCCGAGUAUACCUAGAGAAAGCUCUCGCUAUCCAAAUAGAAAUUGGCAACAAAAAAGGAGAGGGAACAAGCUAUGAGAAGCUCGGAAUUUUGUUCCAAUCGCUUGACAAUUAUGACAAGGCCCGAGAAUACCUGGAGAAAGCUCUCGCUAUCCAAAUAGAAAUUGGCGACAAAGAUGGAGAGGCAUCAAGCUGCGGGAACCUCGGAUGUGUGUUCAUAUCGCUUAGCAAAUACGACAAGGCCCGAGAAUACCUGGAGAAAGCUCUCGCUAUCAAAAUAGAAAUUGGUGACAGAGAAGGAGAGGCAGCAAUCUACGAAAACCUCCAAGAAGUGCUAAUAACGCUUGGCAAAUAUGACAAGGCCCGAGAAUACCUGGAGAAAGCUCUCGCUAUCCAAAUAGAAAUUGGCGACAGAAAUGGAGAGGCAACAAGCUACGUGAACUUCGGGGUUUUUUUCCAAUUGAUUGACAAUUAUGACAAGGUCCGAGAAUACCUGGAGAAAGCUCUCGCUAUCCAAAUAGAAAUUGGCGAUCGAAAUGGAGAGGCAACAAGCCACGGGUACCUCGGAAGUGUGUUCAUAUUCCUUGGCAAUUAUGACAAGGCCCGAGAAUACCUGGAAAAAGCACUCGCUGUUAAAAUAAAAAUUGGUGACGAGGGUGGAGAGGCAAGAACCCUCGGGAACCUCGGAGUACUGUUCCAAUCGCUUGGCAAUUAUGACAAGGCCCGAGAAUACUUGGAGAAAGCUUUACUUAUUUUCAAGAGAAUUGGCUACAGAAGAGGAGAGGCAAACACUUUUGGAAAUCUUGCGUCUUUGCAUCUGUCCCUCGAUAAAUAUGCAAAGGCUGACGAUUUUCUCGAGAGAGCGAACGCAAUUUGGAGGAAAAUCGGUGACAGAAGAGGACAAGCAGUACAUUAUUCAUUCCUUGGGAUAAUUUCUCGUAAGCGUGGUGAGUACGACAAUGCUCUAGAAUAUCACAAGAAAGCCCUUGAAAUUCACAUGGAAAUUGGUUCGAAAGAAGGUGUUGUUCCUUGUUACGCAAAUAUAGGUCGUUUGUGUUUCCAAUCGCUCGGUAAAUAUGACAUGGCUGAGGAAUACCUCAAGAAAGCUCUCUUACUAAGCAGGGAUAUUGGACACACCUUGCAUGAGUUUAAUUGCCUUCUUGAUCUAACGCUAUUGAAGGUAUCACAAAAUGAUCUUAAAGAAGCCUUUUCGUUUCUUUUCCAAACCAUUGAAAUAUUCGACACUUUGCGAGGAUUUCUUAAAGACAACGACCAGUUUAAAACAUCACUUUUGGAGGAGCACGGCACCUUUCCCUACGAGUUGCUCAGUAGCUUGCUUUCUUCCACGACAAAGCCACAAGACGCCCUCUAUGUCGAGGAGCUGAGACGGGCGAGGGGCUUAGCCGACUUGAUGGCAGCUCGGUACUCUGUUGUAGAGCAGAUCUCAGGCGAUCCAAAAUCAUGGUAUGGGAUUCAAAACAUUGUCGCAAAGGAAACUGACUGUGCAUGCCUCUACAUUUCUGUUGGAGAAAAGCAUAUGCGCUUCUGGAUUCUCAAAGCAACAGGGGCUAUUCUUUUUUCAGAUGAGAAAGUGAGCCUGGACAAAAACGUGGUGACCGGAUUAGUCCCUGACUUGGAUGAGUUUUUUACGGAAAGUUUCCGCGGCCUUGGCAUUUUACCCCAACAGAAUUGCGAAGAUCGAUCUCUAGAUGACACCGAAUCAAUGUCACUUUACCAUGAAAAUCACCCGCUCCUGCGCGAUUGUGACGACAAAGGUAUCAAAACAAAUCUUCACUUGUGCCACAAGAUAAUCAUCGCUCCUGUGGCCGCUUUACUGAAGGAGCCCGAAAUUAUCAUUGUCCCUGAUUCCUGUAUGUACCAGGUACCAUUUGCGGCUUUAACUGACGAUGGAGGAAACUUCGUAUCAGACACAUUAAGGUUACGCAUCGUUCCCUCUUUGACGACUCUAAAGCUUAUUCAGGACAGUCCUCCAUACUAUCACAGUCAAACAGGUGCACUGAUAGUGGGUGACCCUCAGGUUGGGGAGGUGAUUUACAAGGGAAGCCGCAUGAAUAUAGUACGAUUGCCAUGUGCAAGAAAGGAAGCCGAGAUGAUUGGAAGACUUCUUGGUGUGACACCUUUGAUUGGAGAUCGCGCGACAAAGCAGGCUGUACUUCAAGCAAUACAUUCAGUGAGUCUGAUCCAUUUAGCUGCCCAUGGUGAUGCUGAAAGAGGAGAGAUUGUCCUUUCCCCAGAGUGUUCCGCUGACUAUUUUCCACGAGAAGAAGCCUUCCUCUUGACGAUGACAGACAUUUCACGAAUUAAGCUGCGAGCUAAACUGGUGGUUCUUAGCUGUUGUCACAGUGCACGUGGACAGAUUAAGGCCGAGGGAGUUAUUGGAAUCGCUCGAGCGUUCUUAGGAUCCGGUGCUCGCUCAGUGUUAGCGGCACGAUGGGCCUUAGAUGACACAGCCACAGAGAAGUUCAUGACUUGUUUCUACGAGCAUUUGUACCGCGGUGAAAGUGCCAGUGAAUCUCUUCACGAGGCCAGGAAAUGGAUGAGAAACCAUGGCCUUGUAGAAGUCUCUAAGUGGGCGUCUUUUAUGUUGAUUGGUGACAACGUGACAUUUGAUUUUGCAAAUUGGCCUGUGUCUACUGAAACCAAAUAA
Molecule: messenger RNA, 5454 nt
Organism: Pocillopora meandrina
Lineage: Eukaryota; Metazoa; Cnidaria; Anthozoa; Scleractinia; Pocilloporidae
Source: the annotation of a GenBank genome assembly